CGCGUAACGACUUUGUAAAUGCGAUGGAAUGCUCAAUUUGUUAUGAUAGUUUGAUUAAUAGUACAACUUUGGCUAUAAAUUGUGGACAUGUUUUUCACGCGAGGUGUAUACACACUUGGAUUGAACGCUUUAGAGAGUCCUCGAAAACACCCAAUUGUCCUAGUUGCAGAUACUCUAUCGGUAGUAAUAAAGAUCUAAUCAAGUUGCAUCUCAGUGAUGAUGGCGGCGAUAGUGGACAAGAUGCGAAUGUAGAAAAGUUGUUAGACAUUUCUAAAAAAGUACACGCGUUAUCACUUCGACAAGAUCUCAAUAGAUUGAGGGUUACUUUUGAUGACGUAGUACAAGUUAUUAGCGCGAGCGAUGUGAGCGACGAGCAAACCCAGAAGCUGCUCAAAGUCUUGUCAAAAGAGUUAAGAGGUCUUAAGGAACGUCUCGAUCAGUCAGCCACAGUGGAAGAGCUCAAGGAGAAGAUUAAAACACUCUCGCACUCGUUGAAUUACUUUGAGACGGGUAAGAAGAAGGAAAUAUCGAAGAUUGAACUGGGUCAUACGAAGAUGCUUUCCAGAAUAUCCUUAGAAGAACAACAUCUACGCGACAAAUUCGAGAAAUCACUUCAAGACAACGAGAAACUCAAGAAAGAUUAUGCUCUCACUUUAACAAAGAAGGAUGCUAAGAUAUCUAGCUUAGAGAGUAACGAGAGGAGAAUUUUAAGCAAGCUUUCAGAAAGAGAAGCUGAGAAUACGAAACUCAAGAUGAAUAUAGUAGAGUGGAAGAAGAAGUACGAAGCAAGACAAUCUCAAUCCAGACAGGAAAAAACUCCAUCUAAGCAAAACACAUCUAAGCAGCAUGCAAAUACACCCAAAGAGAAGCCUAAAAUAGACUUGACAUACUCGAGUGACCUUGAUAUGGACUCACCUUCCACUUCUGCCAUAUCGAUAAGAGCACAUAACGGAAAAAAGCGGAAGUCUGACGAAACAUUACGCAUCCUACCACCAUCUGACGACGUAGAUGAUGCAUUAGACGAGCCAUUACCGUCAUUCGCUACUGCUAACAAAAAGCGAGCUACUCAUUCUAACAAUGGUUGACAAACACGAAUAAUAUACCAUCAAAUUCAUUACUUGCAUUAGGUCCGAAAAU
Molecule: messenger RNA, 1137 nt
Organism: Wallemia mellicola CBS 633.66
Lineage: Eukaryota; Fungi; Basidiomycota; Wallemiomycetes; Wallemiales; Wallemiaceae
Exons: 3
Coding region: 24-1085 (353 amino acids)
Source: RefSeq, a predicted model, not a curated record